Molecule: messenger RNA, 759 nt
Organism: Racocetra persica
Lineage: Eukaryota; Fungi; Glomeromycota; Glomeromycetes; Diversisporales; Gigasporaceae
Source: the annotation of a GenBank genome assembly
AUUUGGUUAGCUGCUGUAAAGCUCGAGGCUGAAAAUGGUGAAGACGAACGUGCUCGUAUGUUACUGCAAAAAGCAAGAGAACAAGCGGGCACAGAAAAGGUGUGGAUGAAAUCAAUAGUUUUAGAACGCCAGCUCUGUAAAAUCAAUGAAGCAUUAGCAAUGUUGGAUGAAGCAUUGGCUCAAUACCCAACUUUCGAUAAAUUAUGGAUGAUUAAAGGACAAAUAGAGGAUGAAAGAGGUGAAUUACCGACAGCACGAUUAACUUAUACUAAAGCCGUUAAAAAUUGUCCAAAAUCGAUUCCAUUAUGGAUCCUCGCAUCUCGUUUAGAAGAAAAAGCUGGGCUGUUGAUUAAAGCUAGAGCUACCCUUGAAAGGGGUCGUUUAUUAAACCCGAAGACACCUGAAUUAUGGUGUGAAGCAGUUCGAGUAGAAUUGCGGGGUAAUAACACUAGCAUGGCUAAGGCUUUAUUGGCAAAAGCGUUACAGGAAUGUCCAAGUUCUGGCCUAUUAUGGUCAGAAGCUAUUUUCAUGGAACCUCGCCCACAACGCAAGACUAAAUCAGUGGACGCGCUCAAGAAAUGCGACAAUGACCCUAUUGUCAUUGCGACAGUAGCGCGCUUGUUCUGGGCCGAACGCAAAGUGGAUAAAGCACGCACGUGGUUUGAAAAGGCUGUAAAAGUUGAUCCAGAUCGCGGAGAUUCUUGGGCUUGGUAUUAUAAAUUUGAAUGUCAACAUGGAACAGAGCAACAACAGCAAGAC